Arabidopsis thaliana (thale cress) is the source of this 1185-nucleotide messenger RNA. RefSeq names its product beta-carotene isomerase D27. The record is from RefSeq and is marked reviewed. Gene Ontology annotation, molecular function: iron ion binding. The transcript has 7 exons. The coding region runs from base 153 to 734 and encodes 193 amino acids. NCBI's taxonomy places the organism in Eukaryota, Viridiplantae, Streptophyta, Magnoliopsida, Brassicales, Brassicaceae.
UCGAAUCUAUGAUUUUGCUAGGGUUUAAAAGGCUUUUAGAAAAUAAGAAGUCGAACUUCAUGUCGUUUUUAUAUAACUAAAAACGACAUAUAGUUUAUUUUUGUAAUCGUCUCUCUUUUGUUAUUGGAGCAGAAAAACUUGUAAGGCCAGAAAUGGCUGUUCUUAUCCAGGUUCUUCUUCCUCCUCCGACGACUAUCGUCUUCUCCAACUCAUUUUCUACAAAGUUAAUACUCACGCGUCGUCUUCGUUGCCGUAUCUCUAAUUCGUCAGAGGUUAAAUCAGAUGAAGGAGCUCCGAAGUUGGAGUAUAAGCCAGGACCUCUCGACGAUUUCUUCAUGCAAUCGUUCCGGAACAAAUUGGUCGAGGAAGUCGGGUCGGAUUCAGAGAAACCCGGGUACGUUGGACUUAUUGAGUUGGUUAAGCUUCUCUUGUUGAAAGGUCGUACUAGGUCGGAGACAAGUGAUGCUGCGGUUCGAAUACUGAAAUCGUUGUUUCCUCCGCUAAUUUUAGAGCUUUACAAGCUUCUCAUUGCUCCUAUAGCACAAGGAAAAUUAGCUGCUUUGAUGGUUGCAAGAGUUACUGUACUUACAUGUCAAUGGCUCAUGGGACCGAGCAAAGUAAACAUCAUCGAUCUUCCUAAUGGAGAAUCUUGGGAUAGCGGGGUAAUGAUGAUACUGGAACUAUGCAUCUGUUUCGAUAUGAUUUGUUUUGUCAGUUAUUUUUCUAUCCUUUGAUAACGAAGAGGAGUUUGAUGAAUCCAAGUAGGUUUUCGUGGAGAAAUGUCAGUAUCUAGAAGAAAGCAAGUGUGUAGGAGUAUGCAUUAAUACAUGUAAACUACCAACUCAGACAUUCUUUAAAGACUACAUGGGAGUUCCUUUGGUGAUGGAACCAAACUUCAAAGAUUAUAGUUGCCAGUUCAAAUUCGGAGUAGCUCCACCGGAGGAUGAUGGCAAUGUUAAUGAACCAUGUUUUGAGACAUGCUCAAUCGCUGGCCGCCGGAAAUUAAAAUCCGGGGAGUGUCCUUUAGCGUAAAUAUAUCGUUUUUAUGUCCAUACACUGACAUUUUACGUUGUGUAAUAACUUGUGUAUAUCAACAUUCUAGCUUUGAUUACGAAAGAAAACACAAAAUUUCUUUAACUAAGAUCUAAUCCAAUUUUUAUGAAUAUCAAAGGGUAUUAUAAGAAA